This is a messenger RNA of Gongylonema pulchrum, 435 nucleotides long. The record is from the annotation of a GenBank genome assembly. NCBI's taxonomy places the organism in Eukaryota, Metazoa, Nematoda, Chromadorea, Rhabditida, Gongylonematidae.
AUGACGGCGGCCGAGCCGAGCCGAGUUUUGCUUAACAUGUGUGCUCGUGUUGUUUGCAAUCUUAUGUUCUUUUUCUGCAUGCAAAAAGAAAAGGGGGCCGGCUGGAACGAUAGUAUUGCAUCAUUGGGCCGCGUGAAAUUUAAACUUCCAGCAUGCAUGAUUACGGCAAAAUUGCACGAAGAGGAAUGGAAAAGUAGUCGCUACCGUUGUUUGUUGGAAAUACAAAUUGCGCUGUUGACGAUGUGUGACGAGGAUGACGACGAGGUACUCGUGUUCGAGUGUGGCGCUUCGCUGGCUGCCAGCGCAUUCCCGAAUUUUGAAGAGAUACGCCGCUCUGGGAAAUUAUGUGAUGUGGUCCUUGUAGCCGGCACACUCAGGUCUGUUCUGGAUUUUCACUCAUUAACAGUGAAUGGGUGUGAUUUCUACGCUGCGUAG